Aureobasidium uvarum is the source of this 1611-nucleotide messenger RNA. Lineage: Eukaryota; Fungi; Ascomycota; Dothideomycetes; Dothideales; Saccotheciaceae. The record is from the annotation of a GenBank genome assembly.
AUGCAACAGGCAAGCGCAAACCUGGCUUCGACCACUGUUGAUCAGACACAACCAAGCAACGAAGAAACAUCCAACAAUACAGUUGUCGACGUUGAAAAGGCAAUUGGCACAACAUCAUCUGAUACGGAUCCUGCACCUCCCUUCUCGACUUUCACCAACACAGAAAAGAAACUCAUCGUCUUAACCAUAUCUUUCAUCGGUCUGCUGUCUCCAUUAUCAGCGAGCAUUUACUUUCCAGCUAUCGGCACACUUGCGAGAGAUUUGUCUGUCUCGACGUCGGACAUCAACCUGACAGUAACGACUUAUUUGGUAAGCCAUUGUCCUGUACUGCGAGAAGUUCAGACAUUGACAACAUGCUCCAGNAUCUUUCAGGCCAUUGGUCCGACCUUCUUUGGCAACCUGUCCGACGUCAAGGGUAGAAGACCUGCUUACUUCGGUUGUCUUGUUGUCUCAACAGUAGCAAAUAUCGCACUAGCAUGUCAAAGAUCGUAUGCCGCCCUACUGGUCCUCCGUUGCGUCCAAAGCUCUGGUUCGGCAGCCACGGUCGCUUUGGGUCAGGCCGUCGUCGCCGAUAUCUCAACAAGAGCGGAAAGAGGCAAAUGGGUUGCGUAUGCAAGUGUUGGGAUUAUGCUCGGACCUGCUAUAGGCCCUACAAUCGGCGGUCUGCUGGAAACCUAUCUUGGCUGGCCAUCUAUCUUUUGGUUCUUAGCCAUCUUUUCUGGAGUCAUGUUGAUCGUAACACUCUGUUUCCUACCCGAGACCUGCAGAGCUGUCGUCGGAAAUGGAUCUGUUCCACCGCAGAGAUGGAACCGAGCGUUGUGGUCAUGCCUGAGGAACAAGAAUGUUGCCGAACAAACCGGAACGCUGCAGCGCUCCAAAAAGAGGCCAAAUCCAUUCACCUCGCUACUCAUCAUAUUCAAAAAGGAAGAUGGCCUUAUACUACUCUGCGGCGCCUUCUUGUACGCAGGCUUCUACAUUGUUCUGAUCACCCUGACCGACCAACUCUCCCAGGAAUAUGGUUUGAACACCUUGCAAGUCGGCCUUUGCUAUUUGCCUUUUGGUGUUGGAUGCAUGGCGUCUCGCUUCUCUGUCGGCAUACUUCUGGACCGCAACUACAAACGCCUUACGCAUCAGCUCGAUCCCUCCAGUGAAUCUCUUCCAAACGCCAAAGAAUCUGACGCCUUCCCCAUCGAGAAGGCGCGUCUGCAAAUCGGUAUCCCAGCAAUUUAUGCUUCGGCCGUUGUCACCAUAACCUAUGGCUGGGUAAUGGAUUACAAGACUUCGUUGGCAGGUCCACUGAUCAUGUUGUUCUUUGUCGGCAACUUCACUACGGGAGCUUUCAACGUGUUUAGUACUUUGAUCGUCGACAUCAACUUGCAUCAGCCGGGCACGGCAUCCGCAGCGAAUAAUCUGGCUAGAUGUGGCAUGGGUGCUGCCUUUACAGCCUUUGCAAUGCCUUUGGUCGAUGCUAUUGGCAUUGGAUGGGCGAGUACAGCGGUUGCCUUUCUCUGGGUGUUGACGACACCUUGUUUGUGGGCAGUUAUGAAUUGGGGACCUGCAUGGCGUGCUGCGGAAAAGACGAAGCUAGAGCAGAGAGAGGCCAAGAAAUAA